ACAUACUAUAGGUUGGUAGGUAGGCAAUCGUGUUUAUCCGCUUGUGAGGAAAAAAAUGAGAGGGAGGGAGCGAUGUAGAGAGAGAUGGAGCAGUCGGAGGGGGCGUUUAUCUGCUCACUAGCUAAUGGCUAGAGAGCUGGCAGUGGGACAAGGCUGCUGAACCUCAGUGUGUCGAUAGAGCACCGUUUUUACUGUUUUCAGUUGAACCCAGCGGCUAUUAGGCGUUUAACCUGGACUAACGUUACUCAUUUCCUUUUGGCUAACUCGGUAUGUCCUAGUCCUCAUAUCCUGCCGCAGAGGACGCCAUCGGAGAGGAUCCGCACAGACCUGCAGCAGCAGAGUGGAAGGAUGGUGUGACACACAGACAGACAGCCAGAGGGACCAGUCACCGCUCACCACUCAGAGGCAGACCAUGGCUCCCAUGUCGCUCCUUUUCCUGGGCUUCGUCCUCUCCUUCCUUUAUCCUUCAGAUGCCCAGACCAUCAUUGGCUCCUCCAUCUCAUUCUCACCUCUGGACCUGCCUAUUAAUUCCUCUCCUCAAACAACUGCUAGAUUCUGGCCUUCUUUGCCUCCCAGAGGGCGUAGUGAUGUGCCUAUCAGAGCUACAGUCCAGAAUAGACUGGCAACUACGAACGCAUUUCAACAGGGGCAAAUAAUCUCCCGUCCUACCGCACAGUCCAAGCCUCCUUUUAUAUCUGCCCUUUCUACGCAGAACCUCAGCCGUGGACCAAUUUUAGGUCAACCGACUGCCUCCAGGCCCAGGACUGAUACAGCUAGUUUAGCGUUCAGCAGGGCUUUUGCAAAGGGAUAUGCUACUACAAAAGCCACAACUCCACCUCUGCCCACUUUGCCUUCCACUGUUGUCACUGAGUCUGCAGGUGAAAAGCCAGUGACAGCAGGAAGUUCAGAGGAGGUGUCACUCAAAGAGACAGAGGAUGAUGAUUUGCAGGGGUUUGGAUCCGGUAGUAUUCCAACAGUUCUGCCUGUGAAGGAGGAAUCAUCUGUUCCUCAGUCAACAGUUGGGGAUGAAAUGGCGCAGUAUCAGCCACAAGCACAGACAGAGAAAGUUUUUGAUGUAAAAACCCCACCAGAGGGAAGUCAGACUGUGAAGCCUCACCCCUCUGUGCUUACAACAGCCAGUAAAACCUCUACGACGCCACAGACUGAGACAAGAGCCACACCGUCCCCUGUGGUAACACAGGCAACUCCUUGGACUGUAGUGUUAACAGAUAAACCGACAGAGAACACUCCCUCCACCGUCAGAGAUGCUCCAAAGCAGGACUCUGCUGCUGCUGGUACAUUACCCCAACCCACGACGACCACCAUUGACUCCAAACAGUCACAGACUGCAGAACAAGUGACACAUCAAGUGACAACCACAUCUACAACUAGCAUGCUUACUACUACACAGGAGGCUGUGAGAACAUCCUCCAAAACAACUCAUCAACCCAACAAAACAGCACAACUGGGAAGAAAUACAGCUAGCACAACUGUACAGUCAUCAAGGACAGGGACCUCUUCCUUCCUUGCCCCCGGUGUCGUACCUGUCACACGAACAAGGUUAAGCCCCACAUAUCAGGCUGGUAUUGGUCAGAGGAACCGCUCCAUUCUCCUAGGAUAUCCUCACCAAGCUCCACACUCUACUUCUAAUCCAGCCCCCUCUCCCAGCCACAGUCCCUCCUCUAAUGGCACACUUCUCUACUGGGGUGAUCUGAGCCGGACGCUGGCUUUCGCCUGGGAGCUGCAUGUAUACGGCUCAGCGAGCCUCUUCCUCCUUCUUUUUGCUGGAGCUGCUCUCGGCCUCACGCUGUCCCCUGGCGCAAACUGUCCUCAUCGCGGGGCUCUUGCACUCGCCAAUGCGCUAUUGUUUCUUGCCGGAGGCCUUAGAGCAGCUCUCUUUCUAAUAGACCCCUAUGGCACACGGAAAUUCCUCCCUCGCCCUGCAGUAACCGCCCUCUACAACUUGCCUCUACACCUGCUGGUGUGGACACAGGCUGCCCUGGCACUGCUGGCAUUGAGGGUGGCAGGAGUAAGUGUGUUACCUUCCACUUUGGAGCGUCCGCCUCUGGUGGCUGUGUUGGCUGUUUUGCAGUGUACCCUACUGUUGGCAGCUGAUCUGCUUUCCCCAGCCCUGUCCCCUGUGGUGCCCGUCACCCUACAGGUCCUGUCCCUGUGCUGGGGCCUGGCUCUCUGUCUGGGUUUCCUUUGCUAUGUGUUUCCACGUAUACGCUGCCCUUCCAUUCCCCACCCUGGAGUCCCUGAAGAGGCCAGGACGAAGGCUUGGACAGGGAGCAGGAGGAUAGGGGUGAUCCUGGGGAGAGUGCUGGCAGUGUGUGCAGUUCUGGGGGCACUGUGCUGUGGGCUGCAUGUCCAUGCCACCUUAUGGCUCUAUGGACUGCUCGGGAACUGGACGCGCUUCAACUGGGGAUGGUGGCUGGUGCACUUCUGGGCACGGCUCCUGGAGCUGGCAUGGGGGUUCUCCCUCCUACUCCUCGGUUCGUGGGUGUUCUGGAGGCCUCAAGGUUGCCAUGGCAGGGAGGAGGGUGGACAAGAUGGCAGAGCAGCAGGAGACCUGCCGUCCCCUGGCCAAUCUACAGACUCCACUCAAAGACAUACCUGCUGGUCCAAGAUAGUCCAGAGCCUGAGGGGGAAGCCCUGUAGAAAGUCUGACAGUAAUGGGGUGGGAGGAGGAGGAGGAGGACCAGGAGGAGGACCAGGAGAGGUGCCUAACAACUGGGCUGGCCAGGAGCGUUCUGGAGCUGACAUCAGCAAAAGUUUGAUCAGGAACCACAACCACGAGCAGACCACUGCUCAGCCACGCUGUGUCAAAGACAGCAACCGGGGACGCAACCAUAGGGGCCACUCCGCAGAACGAGGCAUAUCUGACGGCUCCACAGGCUCCCUGCUGAGACUGCAGGCGCUGGGCCGGCCUCCACAGCGCUCAGUGAGUGGCAGUCUGGAUCAGGACACUACACUGUCUCUUUAUGAGUUCGAUCUGCGGCCCCCAUCUCCUAUAGACCUGACCCGCAGCAUUGACGCGGCUCUGAACAGGGAACACCUGCUCGGUGGAGGAAGCUUGUUUCAUCCUAUGACCCAAACCUCACAGUCCCCCUCCCAGGGAUCAGGGGUCAGCCAGGGACCCUGGCUCCGCAGGAACAGUGAUCCUCAACUGCUUUCUGAGAGCAGCGAUGCAACAGAGUCUUCCAUGCCACUGGGGGGCAGCGUUCUCAGCAGUGUGCCCAGCAGGCAGGUGACUGCUCCCCCCACGCCCUCCCACCAGGGUAACAGGUGGCCUGGGAACGCGGUAGGAAGCGUCCCCUCAUCAGUGUCCUGCCCUGUGUCACUUCGUCCCUCCAGAACAUCAACGGGGAAUCUGGAGGAGGAUGGAGUGGACGACACGCGACCGUUCAUCACCCCGGACUCAGAGAGGGUGAGGGGGAGGGCUGGGAGGCCGGUGGGGUCACGGAGUUACCUAGAGGUCAGCCGACAUGACGACUCUGCCAGUGUCAGCAGUGAAAUUAUUGAUCUAUGAACCAAACCCAAUCAAACACAACCAUUUAACAAAUACUUUUCCUGACCAAGACUUCAUAAAAAUUGGGAAAAUUUGAUCAUUGAGCUGCCUGAAAAUGAAUUAUUUUUAGAAGAGGGAAACUAUUAAACGUGUCUCUUGGUGAUGACCUUAAAGGAUAUCAGCUAGUUGCCUUUUAUCUUGUUAAAGGGUUUAACAGCUCUGUUUGUUGUUUUUUACUCUGGGAGUAAAAUUGAGAAAUAUAGCACAGAUAAACACCACAGCACACUCAGAACUUUCCAUCUCUUUCUUUUUUACACACACACACACACACGCACACACACACACACACACACACACACACACACACACACACACACACACACACACACACACACACACUUAAUACAGUUCUCUUUCUUGUCCUGUUUUUCUCUCAAUCACCCACCCACCUGCAUAGCACUGGUAUAACUUCAAGUACACUGGGACCAUGCAUAGAUUUCAACAAGUCCUAAUAUGGCUCUUUAGCAGGUCCCUGCUUGUGAUGGGUGUGAAAUGUGUGAUCAAUAAGUUUGAAGGAUAAAAUACAAAUGUGGCUCUAAGCCUCUGUAGCUUCCAUUUCUAUUCUUUCUGUAAAAGAAAUGUCUGCAUAUCAACAAACCUGAAUUUCAUUGCUUUUUAUAGAGUUUAUUUGCUGUCUUCCAUAUUUCAAGUUGAUUUGUGAUGUAAAGAUGUGCCAUACAUAACCUUGGUUGGUUCCGUGUUAUUUUUAUGGAUCUAUAAGCUCAUUAUUUGGGUUAACUCUCUAUAGCCUCCUACCAGUAUCAUAGUGACUCAGCAACAGAUUACUGCUCCUAAACUCUUAAUCUGCUGCUGUUGUUGUUGUUGUUGUUGUUGUUGUCCAGUCUGCCUUGUAUGUUAUAAAGCUGGUUGCAUAAAGAGGCAGGCAGUAAACAAUGGCCUGAGACAUGCGGUUGCAUGCUUAUAUGUGAAACAUACAUUUCAACAUUGCAUUUUGUUAUUUUGCUGUAGGAGAAAGCUUUUGCAAUUCAUAAUUAUGUACGAUUAAAGCCUCUGACUGCAUUUUUACGGGAUUUGAUGAAGAAUAUUAAACAUAAUCAUCAUCAUCAUCCUACCAGUUGCGUGGAAUGAAUUCAGUUUGAUAUGUAAACUAGUUAAAGCAGCAGUGUGUAGGAUGUAGGGGGAUCUAUUUGCAGAAAUGGAGGAGUUUUCAUUAGUGUAUAAUCUCCAGAGACUAAGAAUCUUUCUGUUUUUGUUAGUUUAGAAUAAGCCUCUCAUAUCUACAUCGGAAGCGUCAACAUCCACGGAGUCCAACAUGUUGCACUGUUCGUUUCUGCCAAGAAAAGAACCAAACACUGGCUCUGGAGAGGGCCUUUCACUUUUCUAUGUUACCCCAAGGCCACCGUAGGUUCUUCUACACGCUUGGAAAGGCUGGGGUGAGCGGAGGGGUCUUCAGUUAGUUGUAAUCUGCAACCUCUCCCCUAGAUGCCACUACACCUUACACACUGCUCCCUUAAAUGCUACACAGCUUCGCAGGGCUGCACCACAGGAGACUGGCUUGGCAUGAAACUCAGAUCUCUUAUAAUAGACCAAACUCAAUAACAGAGCACUUAACUGUAAGCCUGAGCACUAGACUGAAGUAUUUUACUACUCAAAGAGGAAAAUAUCUUUCAAAUAUAUUAUGUAUAAGCAACAAUGUAAAUAAUGUUAUUUUUGAUGUUCAUGAAUAAAGGUGUAUUUGAGACAUAGUUGUAGUUGCUACUGUGAAAGACAAUCUAAAGUGGUAUUGCUUAUGUGUCUAAGCUGUGCAGACAGUUAUGCUAUUUUAACAUCAGAUUGUGACCCGUUCAGUUCAUACUUCCCUGUGCUCAGGAUUAUAAUGAUGCCUGUCUGCAGGAUUUUUAAUCCUUCUUUGUUGUGAAAACAUAGAACUAUAAUUAGAUUAUGAAUUAACUUGAAUAUGUUUGGUGAUCCUGAAAAUGAUUAUGUGAAUGUUAUCUUGGGUUACGAUGAUAUUUUCCAAAGUGGAUAAACAUUAACAUGCCUCUGUUCCUGAUGAGAGCCCGCCCAUGACUUCCAGUUAUCUCAAGGUGACUUACAUUACCUCCCCGAGAUGUAAGAUGCUUGACUUUAGUAUUUUAGCUUAGUAUUUACAGUACAAUGGCCUUGUGUUGUUGUCUACAUUCCAAUGAACCCGUAAGAUUUCUCUGUAUCAGUACUCGCUGUUACCCCUUUUACUUCAUGACCAGGGUUGUACCUCCAGCACCUGUAGUGUUGUCCCCUCCACAAAGCAGUACGUGCCAUAGAAAAUACAAUCAAUGUGCCCCUUCCAGUCUGUAGUCACAGUGCAGAAGUACAGUGUUAGAAUUAUUCCUUUACUUUGCUUAACUUUUGUUCUUGUAUUUCUUGCUGCAUUUCAUGUCUGGAUUCAAAUAAAAACGAGAAAACA
Messenger RNA from Cottoperca gobio, 5978 nucleotides. RefSeq names its product proline-rich transmembrane protein 3. The record is from RefSeq and is a predicted model, not a curated record. NCBI's taxonomy places the organism in Eukaryota, Metazoa, Chordata, Actinopteri, Perciformes, Bovichtidae. Bases 413 to 3532 code for a protein of 1039 amino acids. The transcript has 4 exons.